This is a messenger RNA of Sapajus apella (tufted capuchin), 1733 nucleotides long. RefSeq names its product E3 ubiquitin-protein ligase RNF216-like. NCBI's taxonomy places the organism in Eukaryota, Metazoa, Chordata, Mammalia, Primates, Cebidae. The transcript has 5 exons. The record is from RefSeq and is a predicted model, not a curated record. The coding region runs from base 658 to 1107 and encodes 149 amino acids.
GGGAUUACAGGUGUGAGCCACCGUGCAUGGCCGCCCAAGUGUUUUUUUAUCUAGCCACUAGAUUGUGUGCUGCUCGAGGACUCUUAUGGGAUUGUGCCUUAUUUGUGUUUUGAUUUCCUUUGCCUAGACAGCUGCUCAAUAUUUGUUGAAACAAUAAUGAAUGGAUCUGUAACAUGGGGACAGAGGACCAGAUCUGGAGACCUUUCUAGACCUUGUCUUCUGUGUAGACAGAUUGAUCUGGGAACUAGUUUUGAACUUGAAGACACACACAGACCUACUUCACAGCCCUUUUCUAGUCUUUAGUCAUUUUAUUAUACUUUUUGCCAUCUGUCUUGUAUUGCCAUUUGAAACCAUUCUAGUGAAUGAAAUGUAAAUUACGUUCUUAUUUGUUUCUAGGAAGCAAGAUUUCCAGAUGUAGCAAAUGGAUUUAUUGAGGAAAUAAUUCAUUUGAAGAAUUAUUAUGAUCUGAAUGUACUUUGUAAUUUUCUUCUGGAAAAUCCAGAUUAUCCAAAGAGAGAAGAUAGAAUCAUUAUAAAUCCCAGUAGCAGUCUGCUGGCCAGCCAAGAUGAGACAAAGUUGCCUAAAAUAGACUUUUUUGACUAUUCUAAGUUGACUCCUCUAGACCAGCGCUGCUUCAUCCAAGCCGCCGACCUCCUUAUGGCUGACUUCAAAAUGCUCAGUAGUCAGGACAUUAAGUGGGCCCUGCAUGAGCUUAAAGGACACUAUGCCAUCACCCGAAAGGCCUUUUCCGAUGCCAUUAAAAAAUGGCAGGAGCUAUCACCAGAAACCAGUGGAAAAAGGAAGAAGAGAAAAGAAAUGAAUCAGUAUUCUUACAUUGAUUUCAAGUUUGAACAAGGUGACAUAAAAAUAGAAAAGAGGAUGUUCUUUCUGGAAAAUAAGCGGCGACAUUGUAGGUCCUAUGACCGGCGUGCUCUCCUCCCAGCUGUGCAGCAAGAGCAGGAGUUCUAUGAGCAGAAAAUCAAAGAGAUGGCAGAGGUAGGAAGAUGUGCUCUGGUCUUGGGAUGUGUUUCUGGGGUUCUAGUUUGCUCUCAGAGUUUAGUUAGUACAAAACUGUCUUUUAAGAUUUCCCUUUUCUUUAGAGAGUGAUUAACUUGGAUAUAUAAAACAUUUUUAAAAUUUAAAAAAAGCUGGGUUUUGUCAUAAUAAUUAUGUUUGUGGUUUCAUAAAUCAGAUUUAUGUUAGAAAAUCGAAAAUUUUAAUUGGAGCUUUGUGUAUCUUUUUCACCUCCUCCCUCAACCUCUAAUGGAGAAAGAGAUUCCAUUUCUCUCUUAAAUUUUUCUAAAUAUAGGAUCAAAUGUGCAGGUCAGCUGGAAUGUAUAUAUUGGCUGUUUAAUAAGUAUCUUCUAGACCAAUGGCUUCAAAGUGUGACCCAGAGAUCCCUGGGUUUUCCAAGACUCUUGGAGGUCUGGGAGGUCAAACCUCUCGUAACUAUGCAAGACAUUACAGUGGCCCUUAAACAACAUGAGGGUUAGGAGUGCUAUCCCCCUAUGCAGUUGAAAGUCUGCAUAUAUUGUUUGACUGCCCCAAAGCUUAACUUUGAACAAUUGAACUGUUGACAGGAAGCCUUAAUAACAGUCAAUGAACAUGUUUGGUAUGUUUUGUGUAUUACAGGCUGUAUUCUUACAAUAAGGUAAGCUAGAGAAAAAAAUGUUACUAAGAAAUUGAUAAGGAAAAUAUACUUACUGUUCAUUAAAUGGAAGAGUAGAUCAGCA